Molecule: messenger RNA, 2486 nt
Organism: Darwinula stevensoni
Lineage: Eukaryota; Metazoa; Arthropoda; Ostracoda; Podocopida; Darwinulidae
Source: the annotation of a GenBank genome assembly
UUUCAGGACCUUACGCUGGUUGGGGGUUGGGUUUUGUCCCUGGGAACAAAACUGCCAGGCUGCAAGUCGGCUUGACUAGGCCUAGUCCCAUUGGCCUACGUAAUCUGGCCCAUUUCGUCAAGAAAUGAGCAAUGGCUGGCAGUGGUGAUGCAGCACAAGAUGAACAUGAACUUUUGCGUCGUGCUGAAGAGGAACGAAUAACAAUCGUUGAAAAGUAUGAUCGUGGAAGAGAAGGAAGAGCCCACAUAGACCCAUGGGAAGAUCCAGAGUUUGACGAGAGGUGUCAUAAAAAGGAUCGCUUCGGUUUCAUUCAUGACACACGCUUGCCAGACACUUUUUUACCAGAAGAGCAGAAGCAACGAGAAACUGGAGUGAGAAGAGAGAGAAAAUGGCUCAAGAUGAUCCAAGAGUGGAAUCGGUACCACCGGUCUGAGAAGCUCAAGACACGUAUUUAUAAAGGAAUCCCGCAGUCCAUGAGAGGCGCUGUCUGGAGCAAGCUUCUUGGCUUAGAAAAACAGAAGAAAGAGCAAGCAGGAGUGUAUGGGAGAAUGAGGGCGAUAGCACGUCGUUCUUCACCAGACAUCAGGCAGAUAGACCUAGAUGUCAAUCGAACCUACAGGGACCAUGAAGAUUUUUUGGAACGCUAUGGAACACAGCAACAGAAGCUCUUCCAUGUUUUGGCUGCUUAUUCAAUAUACAACAUGGAAAUUGGAUACUGUCAAGGGAUGUCCCAGAUUGCAGCUCUUCUUCUGAUGUAUUUAAGUGAGGAAGAAGAUGCCUUCUGGGCAUUGUCUGCACUGAUGGCAGAUGGGAAAUAUGCCAUGCAUGGAUUCUUCAUCCAUGGCUUUCCCAAGCUCAUGAGGUACCAGGACCAUCAUAACAAAAUCAUGCAGAAAUUCUUGCCAAAGUUGAAGCGUCAUCUAGACAGAUGUGGUGUGGACACUGCUAUCUACACUUUGAAAUGGUUCUUUCAAUGCUUCCUAGAUCGGGUACCCUUUCCUCUCACAUUGAGACUCUGGGAUAUCUAUAUCCUUGAAGGGGAACGCCUUCUUGUGGCACAGGCAUAUAACAUCCUCAAGCUUCAUCGUCGUUCUCUGAUGAAGCUAUCUAUGGAUGAGCUCUUCCAGUUCCUCCAGAUACGACUUGAGAAAAGUUUUGGCUUUGAUGAUGACUAUGUCAUUGAGAGUCUAAUCAAGUGCAUGGAUGAACUAAGACGUGCUAAACUGGAUUAUCCUGGUCAUCCUCUCAGUGAAGAGCUUCCACAGAAGCCAUUUGGAAUGUUUGUUGAACCAAGCUUUGAACAGAAAGUGGGACAAAGAACUGAGUUCACACAAGAAGAGAAGAGAAUCAAGGAGAACCUGCUGAGAAGGCAGGAUGUUGAACUCAUGGAGAGCCUCAAGCAAGGAGCACUCAGCCACCCUGACAUAGAAAAUGCAUCAGAUUUAUCUGUGGAUGAUGUGAGUUCCCUGGGAGAGAGACAUUUAACAUCCCUCACAUCAAUGACUGGAACCUCUACAACAUCUGCAUUCUCUCUCCAUUCGGCACAAAUGCUUAGCAGAUCCCAGAUACAGCUGGAUUCCAGGAUAAGAGAAGAGAAUGUGGAGAUGCUGAGACGUAAGAAUAGCCUCAGCAAUGCCUUCAGUGAAAGCAAUCUAGUCCUACCUGGGAAUGGACGAAUGAUGACCCCACCCAAGUCAUACCCUGGGUCACGUGGGCCCACAUCUCCAUCAAGAGAUCACAGUGUGUCCCGACCAUGUGACCUACCUAUGAGACAUGACUCCUUGGGAACCCCAAAGACCACAACACCUGUAUCUCCUAAGUGGGGGGAAACCCCAGACACAGUGCGGAUCUAUGUACCCUACAGUUCCCAGACUACACCAAAUGGAGAUCUGAACCUGAGCAAUGGUGAUAUCCGUCGGUUGAAUACUAGUAUCUCACCAUCACCUAAGUCUUCUCCCACGAGUCCUUCCGACCCUAAUCGUAUCACCAUCCGACUUGCUGACAGUCGAGAAUGUGAAAGUGAUCCUGUCACGGUGUUCUUGACAUUACAGAUGCGAUUACUUCUCCAUCUAACAUUGCUCGUUUUUGGGGCGAGCGUUGCCUUGACGACCAAGGAGGAGGAAUUAUGGGAAGAAAGCCCGAGCGAGGUGGUCAUCACCGAAAUGUUCCAGUCUGAUCAACCCGGCCAGAAUAAAUCCAAAGGCUGUGCCUAUCAGAAGGGACCCUGGAGCAAAUGUGACCCGGAGACGAACACGAGGUCCCGGUCCUUGACAUUACAGAAAGACGAUCCCUCCUGCCAGCGAACACGAACCAUUCGCAGGCCCUGCAGAAAGAAGUGUCGCUACGAGAAGGGAGAAUGGAGCGAAUGCACGGAGACGUCAGAGUCGAAGGUUCGAACCGAUUCUCUCAAACCUGGAAGUAAUGCUUCCUGCGAGAAUCAACGAGAGAUCAUCCGUCGUUGCAAGAAGAACCGUCGCAACGGUAGC